UGGGGGCCAGGAGCUGCGUGGAGGCAUCCAGGGUUUCCUCCGCCGACUAUGAAGAACUCUGUGCCACAGGCAGCCUCGCUGCUGCUGGAGAAGCUGAUGCUCCUCGUCCACAUCCGGCCAUUGCCCGCGGGCUCCGGCGGUGAAACGCCGCCGCCUGCACCCGGCUACUACGACACCAGCUGCUUCAAGCGAGGAGACCUGCUGGAGGUGCCCCGCACUCUCUUCAUUCACUUCGGCAUUUACCUGGGCGAGAACCGCGUCGCUCACAUGAUGCCCGACAUCCUGCCCUCCAUCACCGGCGACCGUCGGCAGAUCCAGCAGGUGGUUACCAACAAGCGGCUCAUCCUGGGCGUCAUCGCUAGGACAGCCAGCGUCCGGGUGGACACGGUAGAAGAUUUCGCCUACGGCGGCAGCAUCCUAGUCAACCACAUGGACCGACUCUUCGAGAACCAGGUGCUGGGCAGCGAGGAGGCGGCCCGCCGGGCGGAGAAGCUGGUGGGUGCCACGGCCUACAGCCUGCUCUGGAACAACUGCGAGCACUUCGUCACCUACUGCCGAUACGGAGCUCCCGUCAGCUUCCAGACCGACAAGUUCUGUGAGACUGUGAAGAUGAUUAUUCGGGACCAGAGGAGCGUGCUUGCAUCAGUGCUUGUGGGACUAGCGUCAAUAGUCUGCCUAGGUGUGGCACCCUCCACCACACUCCCCACCAUCUUCAUUCCCUUCUUUCUGUGGAUGGCUGGCUAACAGCCUUCCUGGAGGCUUCCAUCCAGCGUCUGUAUAUAGGAUGUAUACUACUGUACUUAUGAAAGCACACACUACUCAUUGGCAUCAUGUAAAGUUUCUUAACUUUGUGCAUAAUUUUAAAAUACAACUUUGUCUAGAACACAGUGCGCAAGGCAUAGCUUACUGUGUAAGCCAAAUAACAGAUUUCCUGAAAAUCUUGGUAUAAUUUAACACACCUUUAAAUCAUGGAAAAAGUAGGGUCACGAUGCAGUUCUGCUCCUUGUCUUUAGCCAAAAAUGACUCUAAUAACAUCCUUCAUGUUCUUCAGUUUCUUAGCUGCAUACUUGGUGCCAUAACUAUUAAUAAAAAUGGAUGAUGGUGUUCCACAGAGUGUUGGAAAUGGAGAACAAACUGCUUACCUCUUCCUUUUAUAGAUAUAGUGUAUAUUCAGAAAUUUCUGUCUCCAUUCCUAAAAUACUCCUUGGUGGAAAUGCAAGUAAAUUAACUCUUUUUUUGAGAGCAAAGAAUAAAAACCAUUCCUGAGCUGGGUGCUACAGGAGCACAUCUGGCCAGGCCAGUUCAAGUUGUUUCCCAUGUGGGAAAUGUUCAGAAAUCUGUCAUUCAAAUUAAUUAUGUAAACACUUGCUAUCUUAUUGAGCAACUUUUUAAUUGGGUUAAUGAUAAGGAAAGAUGGAAAUUCCUCACCAAUUUCCUGGCCAGUGAUAGUGGCUAAUAUAAAUGGCUAGAGGGGGAUUUAGGAGCUGUAGGAAGAAAUUUUCUUGCUUUAUGUCAACUAGUGAUGUACAGAUAUUGGGACAUUUCCAGCAUUCCAGGGGACAUGGCAUGGAGGAGAAGUAGCACAGAUACCAGUUUAGCUCCUACCAUUUCGCAGCAGUGGAACCUGUGUAGGUGCUGUAAAGUAUCAGGGAUCACUGGACCAGUUUCUGUGGUGGCUAUAUUGUGAUUUUGGAUAUUGCCUUAAAACACGUUUUCAGUGAAAGACAACAUGUCUUCCUAUACUCAUCUCUUGUAAGUAUUCACUUUCAAGCCAGUAGCUGGUGCCAGAAAUGUUUUAUCAUCAAUGCUGAGGCCUUUCAGUUUGUCAAGAAUGUGUAAAGCUGGAUUUGAAAUCAAGUUCAUGUAGGCAAUUACUUAAAUGCUAAAAACCUUUGCUUUUUUUUUCUUAGCAAGGUCUUUUAUGUAUGCAGAUAAAUUGUUCAGCUCCUAGAAUGUCUUGUGUGCAUACAUGUGCUUACUUGUUCACGAGCUGUGCUUGCCUUCCUUUCUAGUUAAACGCCAAUAUGAUGGUGUCUUCACCAAGGACUCAACCUCAGAUUUACUUCUAUUAGUGCUGUGCAGUGUCUUUCCAUCAGCUCUGUUGCUGAAAUGUCCACUUGCCCAUUUUUAGAAAGACUCCUUUUAACUGUGCUAUAAACUCCCUCUUCCUUCCCCUAGAUCUUACAGAUGCUUGAAGUUUGGAUUUUUAGAACUGAGAGUCUACUUGGCUACUCUCUAAUCAUCAUCAUCUGGCUGCUUCACUAUAACGAAGAAUGUAAAGACUGGGUUGAAAUUCCAGCUUAUAGGAAAGACUAGCAUGACUCCUGCUGCCAGGAUUUCAGCCCAGCUUUCACUACAUGUUCAAUCGGCAGCCCAGCUCCAAGCAGCUGGAUAUCAAUUACUGCUGGAUCCUUGUUAACAACUUCUAUUCUGCUUUGAAAGAUUGCAAUGCUCAGUGUAACUGUUUCUGGUAAACUUUCGAAAUUAAGGGUUUUUUUAAUUAACAUGAAUUACUUUUUCAUAGUGUAUGCAUUAGUAAUAUUUACAUAAACUCCAGUGUGUUUUUUUUACUUGCUGUGAAUAAGGCAUGAGCUGUACUCAUAACUGUAAUUAUAUAAAUAGAUUUUACUCUUUUAAAAAUGUCUACUGACCUCUUGAAAUUGAGUAUAAUACUGUAGCAUUACUCUAAGAUAUCCCAGUAGAGCACUGAACAGGCUAUUAACAUGCAGUUACAUAGUGUCUGAUUACAGGUGGGCUUUUCUUUUACCCUUUAUUUAAUUGGGAUUUAUAAGAAUUCCAGUAAUUCUUAUGAUCCACAUAUACAAUAAACAACGGGGUCAUGACCAGUAACUGAAUCACAUGUGGGACUCUUGGAAGGCAGAUAAAUGUUCCUGCUCUAGCUUCAGUAUCAAAGGACCAGUGCUUCUGUGCUGUUAACUCUGUUGAGCAAAAAGCGUCCAGAUUGACUAAAUUGGGAUUUUCAUAGGUGUCUGUGAAAGAAAUGAAACCAGUUCAUUGCAGGCUUUCAGAUGUAUUAGUAGAUAAUUUUCCUUCAGCAUAUAAAGUUUUAAAUUUACAGAAUACUGUGAAAUGGUCUAGAAUGUCUUGCUGUAUCCUUUCAUCAAAGACAAGUAAUAAUAUGUGCGUAGGAGCAGAAAUUCAGCUGCAUAUUUAGGCAUUUUUCCUACCAACUAUAGCUCUAGCAAAGAUCUGGAAAUUCUGUUAAAGUCAAGCAUGAGUCAAAUCAGUCAUACUCAGGAGAAAGACUAGCAGGCAUGAAUUUUCAUAUUCAGCUCAGCAGGUGGUGUUUGUGCUCUGAAAUAUUUUGGUAAAUGUCAGUGUCAACAUUUUUCUGUAAUUACUUGAGUAAAAAUAAGCACUAGCUGGAGCAUUGCAUUUCAGACUUGAGCUCAACUGUGAUGCCGUUGAAAUGAAGGAGCUAGUUAUAAGAAAAACACAGAAAACUGUGUAGCAGUUCAGCUUUUGGGGAAAUGUGUAUGCUUAGAAGUGAAAUUGUUCAUUGGUAACUGUAAGUGAUGGUGAUGGGGAGUGUAAAUCCAGAGCCACAACUUAUUUUAGUGGGGACCGUUUUGAAAAGCUGUAUGGUUAAACCAGAAUACGUAAUGAAGAAGUAUAUCCAUCACCCCGUGCCACUGCAAAAGGCAAGUAGUGAAGACAUCAAGUUUAAAGGAUAGAUGUUUCACUUCAGGCUUUCCAAGGAAAACAAAAAUAAAACAAGUAAGGUUCAAAAUGUUUUUAGAAAACGUUUGUUCAAAAGAAAUUAACAAAAAAGGUAAGUUACUAAGUGAAGACAUUAGAACAGUGUGCUUUCUGGUUUUCUGUUUGCAUUUAUUUUAGCUUGGAACAUA
This is a messenger RNA of Sturnus vulgaris (Common starling), 3869 nucleotides long. RefSeq names its product lecithin retinol acyltransferase (gene LRAT). Lineage: Eukaryota; Metazoa; Chordata; Aves; Passeriformes; Sturnidae. Gene Ontology annotation, molecular function: phosphatidylcholine-retinol O-acyltransferase activity. The record is from RefSeq and is a predicted model, not a curated record. Gene Ontology annotation, biological process: vitamin A metabolic process; retinol metabolic process. Gene Ontology annotation, cellular component: rough endoplasmic reticulum.